AUGCAUGGAGACUGCCCAAGGGCAGGGCCGGGACGGGGCCUUUGGGAGCCAGAAGGAGGGCCGGUCGUUGGCCGCGAACCGCCAAAAAAAAGGUUUGUGGAUCCCAACACGCAGGAGAAGGUGACUUACCAGGAGCUGCAGGAGAGGAGCCACCCGGAAGAGGGCACGGACUGGGCCCUGUUCCCCAGGGUCAGCGGCAGACGGGACUCCAGCUUCAUCAACAAGGCAACCAGAAGGGCCCCCACCCCCAAAGCCGAGCGGGUGGAUGUCACAGUGGGAAGGUUCAAGGGCCAGAGACCAUUGGUCUGGGAACUGCUGAACUCAGAAUACUUGCCAGAGGACAAAAAACGUGAGUUAGUAGUAAAAUACAAGAGGGACACGACACAUGCACUAGAGAAGGUAGUAAAAGUUAUUUUCGAGAUAAUUGAUGAGAAGGAAAAGAGCAAUAGACAGUUAAUGUUCAGAGGGGUCAGGAGGCAGAUCACAGCCUCUGAACUCCUGCAACCAGGCAUCAUCACUGAGGAGGCCCGGAGGGAGGGCGGGCCACCGUGGAGGACGCCGAAAGACCAGGGGGUAAAGCGCUACCUGGAGGGCACCAGCUGCAUCGCGGGCACGCUGGUGCCCGCCAAGGACGAGCCCGGGCGCCAGGAGAAGAGGAGGAUCUACCAGGCCAUGUGGAAGGGCAUCCUGAGGCCGGGCACAGCCCUGGUGCUGCUGGAGGCACAGGCGGCCACCGGCUUCGUCACCACCCCCACGGAGAACCGGAAGCUGACUGUGCAGGGGGCGUUUGCUGCCGGGAUGUUCAGCAGUGAAACCUACCAGAAGCUGCUGUCGGCCGAGCGCGCCGUCACCGGCUACACCGACCCCUACACCGGGGAGCUGAUCUCCCUCUUCCAGGCCAUGAAGAAGGACCUCGUCGUCCGGGAGCACGGCAUCCGCCUGCCGGAGGCCCAGAUCGCCACGGGCGGCAGCAUCGACCCCGUGCACAGCCACUGCCUGCCCGUGGACGUGGCCUACCGGCGCGGCUACUUCAACGAGGGGAUGAACCGCGUCCUGGAGGAGCCCAGCGACGACACCAAGGGCUUCUUCGACCCCAACACACGUGAGAACUUCACCUACGUGCAGCUGCUCCAGAAGGCUACUCCUGACCCAGAAACAGGCCUCUUGUUUCUUCUCUGUCUGGAAAAAGAGCCAUCAGCAGAAAGCGGAGAGAAGGCCGUCCCGGAAUGUGGGAAGACCAUCGCGGUGAUCCCCGGGCCGAGCGGGCUGCGCCCGGCCUGCUCCACGCUGGGUUCACCCCAAGGCGGGCGCCCAGGGCCUGGGCCGGGUUUCAGGAUGUGUGUGGCAGGGAACCGGGGCAGGAAGUACCAGCGGCUCCCAGGGCUGCGCAGGGCCGGUCGGCGCAGGCCUCCGCGCGCCCGGGGAGGCCCCGAUGGACCCGGCUCCGGGCCGCCACGGAAACCCCUGCGGCCGGGCCGCUCGCCUCAAGCUGGUGCCGGGGCAGCCGAGAGCAGCGAGUCCCGGGAGGAGCCUGGCUGGGACCAGGCAGCUCCGCCGGGAGGGGCACCUCGGGAGGGGCGGGGCCUCGGGGCGGGGCCCUAG
Physeter macrocephalus (sperm whale) is the source of this 1602-nucleotide messenger RNA. RefSeq names its product epiplakin. Gene Ontology annotation, biological process: wound healing; intermediate filament bundle assembly. Lineage: Eukaryota; Metazoa; Chordata; Mammalia; Artiodactyla; Physeteridae. The record is from RefSeq and is a predicted model, not a curated record. Gene Ontology annotation, cellular component: cell junction; membrane; cytoplasm. Gene Ontology annotation, molecular function: keratin filament binding; structural molecule activity.